Messenger RNA from Alternaria ventricosa, 984 nucleotides. RefSeq lists its product as uncharacterized. The record is from RefSeq and is a predicted model, not a curated record. The transcript is spliced from 2 exons. NCBI's taxonomy places the organism in Eukaryota, Fungi, Ascomycota, Dothideomycetes, Pleosporales, Pleosporaceae. The coding region runs from base 1 to 984 and encodes 327 amino acids.
AUGUCGAGUCCAGCAAAACGGAAAGCUGAGAAAGGUAUAUCGCCACCAAAACCAAAGAAGACUAAGACGACGACAAAGACGAAGACUGAGAUCCCCGCAUAUCAUCUUACUCCAUCAAGACAGGACGAGUCGGGAGAGAAUGUCUGGCCGGCGAGGAAGGAGCAAAUUGAACGCGCGCGAGAGAUUAUCAGAGAAUGGUACAACAAGACGUACUCGAUGGAUGAGAUAUCAGCAGCACUAGGUACCCAUGGUGAUCUCGGAAGCAGCAUCAAGUGGCAACCCCCCUUUCCAGACAUGGUCGCAACAUUCAAGCAACAUCCUAAAAAGUCCAUCAAUGAUGCCGUGGCUUUGGCCAAUGCGCCACGUAGAUCGGCAGCAUACAACGUGCGCGACGCCUGGGACGCCGUCAUCUCCGCCAGCAGUCCCGGAGACAUCUCAAAAGCCGACAAGCUGAAAGAUGCAAGCAUGGAAGUACGACGAGAAACCGAACGCUGCACCCACACAGCCCCCAAGUUUUCCGCCGACGCCACAAUCGCCGUUCUGACUAUAUCAAGCGCCGCGCAGAUCCAUCCCGUUAUUGCAACACGCUGGUCCGGCACCCUCAAAUCUAAUAAACUCGAAAUCGUCAUGUGCGCAAAUGAAGGUUACCUGCCCGAUAAAGUCAAUUUCUCAUGUCGUGUCGCCAAGUGUGCGAGAGCGCGCGAGGGAGAGGAGAAGGUCGAUAUUAUUAAGAAGUUGGAGAGUAUUGUUGCGGGCGACGAGGCGUUGAGGAAGAGGCUUGGGGAGAGCUUUGCGAGGGGGCAUAAAGAAGCUAGUGGAGGGAUCGUAGGAAAGGGCGAAUGGGAAGAGUUUAAGAAGUUGAUGGGUGUAGGGGAAGCGAAGAAGAAGGCGGAUGGGAAGAAGGAGGAGAAGCCGACGCAGAAGAAUACUUUGGCGAACUACUUCGGGAAGAAGGAUAAGAGCGUCAAGGUGGAAGGUGCUUAG